CGUCACUCGUUGAUAACGCAAAACUACCGCUUGACUUGAUAGGAACACCAUACCGAGGGUAAAAAAACAAAACAACGGAAAACAAGGCAACAGGCACCGGUCACACUUUGCACAUUUCUGCCAUUGCCAUGAAAUGAGGGCACCAUGGGCGCCAAAGAGUCACGGAUAGGCUUCCUUUCGUAUGACGAGGCCGUUAAAAGAGUUACCGAUGUGGAGCUCAAACGUCUGCGAGAUGCCUUCAAGAGGACCAGUGGCCUGUCAGUGUAUAUGACCCAGCAAUGCUUCUUCAGAGAAGUCCUGGGCGAUGGAGUGCCACCGAAGGUUGCAGAAGUGAUAUACAACUCAUUCGGUGGCACAUCCAAAGGGCUACACUUCAACUAUUUAAUCGUCGGCCUGGUUCUGUUGACAAGAGGGCGUGAUGAAGAGAAAGCCAAAUACAUCUUCAGCUUGUUCGCGAGUGAUUCUGCCACCUGUGUGGUCCGGGAGGAUGUGGAGAACAUGCUGCGCUCAGUGGAUGGGGAGGUCCCGCCUUCUCUUAGGAAGUGCUUUACUGAGGGGGAGAAGGUGAAUUAUGAGAAGUUUAAGAGCUGGCUGCUUCAGAAUAAAGAUGCUUUCACGUUCUCCCGCUGGCUGCUGUCAGGUGGCGUGUGCGUAACGUUGACUGACGACAGUGACACACCCACCUUCUAUCAAACCCUGGCAGGUGUCACUCACUUAGAAGAAUCAGACAUUAUCGACUUGGAAAAACGCUACUGGCUGCUGAAAGCUCAAUCAAGGACAGGCCGCUUUGAUUUGGAAACCUUUGUCCCGCUGGUCUCGCCCCCUAUUCAUGCAUCGCUGAGUGAAGGCUUGUUUCAUGCCUUUGAUGAGAAUCGGGACAAUCAUAUUGACUUUAAGGAGAUAUCCUGUGGGCUCUCAGCUUGCUGUCGCGGCCCUGUAGCGGAGAGGCAGAAGUUUUGUUUUAAAGUGUUCGAUGUAGACCGCGAUGGAGUUUUAUCCAGGGAUGAGAUCCACGAGAUGGUGGUGGCGCUGCUGGAGGUGUGGAAGGAUAACCGAACAGACACUCUUCCUGAGUUUGAUUCCAGUGUGUCAGAGAUUGUGGAGGACAUAUUGAAAAUGCACGACACAACAAAACAAGGACAUUUAACUCUGGAGGACUAUCAGAUAUGGAGUGUGAAAAGUGCCCUCGCCAAUGAGUUCCUCAACUUGCUGUUUCAGGUGUGUCAUAUUGUCCUGGGCCUGCGUCCUGCCACCCCUGAAGAGGAAGGCCAGAUCAUUAGGGGUUGGUUGGAGAGGGAAAGCAGGCACGGUUUACAGCCCAGUCAAAACUGGUUCCUGAUCUCCAUGCAGUGGUGGCAGCAGUGGAAAGACUAUGUCAGAUAUGAUAAUAAGUCAAUUGUCAUGGAGCAGCCAUCAGUGCAGGGCAGCGGGAUGAGAAGUUCUCAGUCUGCCGCAUCUGUAGAGCCUAUCCUGAACAGAAUUGGAAUAGUGGUUCGUUCCCCAAGUUCCCCUGAAGAAAAAUUCCCUGACAACAUCUCCAGCUCAUCCGAGGCUUCAGAGAGCACUGGUAAUAGCCUGACCCCACACAUCAGUUCCUCUGCCACAGACGUGUGCUUUGCUCGGCAACACAACAUCUCUGACAACAACAACCAGUGUUUCUCAAGCGCCAAUGGCCAUUUGCCUAACAGUUUGGCCAUGCAGAGACCCGGUGCGAUAGACAACCAGCCUCUGGUGACCACCGAGCCCAUGAAGGCACCUACGCUGACUUUGGAAGGAGGUCGACUGAAAAAGUCCCAUCAAUUGGUGUCUGGCCGGGAGUUUGAGACAGUCCCAGAGCCAGUGUGGAGAGCACUUUACCACUGGUAUGGGGCCAACCUUAGCCUGCCCCGACCGGUUAUCAAGUCUACAGUCAAAGCUCAACCAGAGCUAGAGCUCUUCCCCCUUUACCUUCUGUUCCUGCGGCAGCAACCGGCCACACGGAGCCCUCAGUCCAACAUCUGGGUCAAUAUGGGUAUGAGCAGCCUGCGAAUGUUCCCUCCGCAUAUGCCUCGAGGUAAUGUUCCUUCUCCCAACGCCCCGCUCAAGCGAGUGCUGGCAUACACAGGCUGUUUCAGCAGAAUGUGCACCAUUAAAGACAUUCAUGAGUACCUGUCCCAGAGGUUACGCAUCAAAGAAGAGGACAUGCGCCUCUGGCUUUACAACAGCGAGAAUUACCUCACUCUCCUGGACGAUGAAGAUCACACUUUAGAAAGCUUGAAAAUUCCAGAUGAACAGCACUUAGUCAUUGAGGUUCGAAACAAAGAUAUGAGCUGGCCAGAGGAAAUGUCUUUCAUUGCAAACAGCAGCAAAAUCGACAGACACAAAGUUCCUACUGAGAAAGGUGCCACAGGUUUGAGUAAUCUGGGCAACACAUGCUUCAUGAACUCCAGUAUUCAGUGUGUAAGCAAUACCAAGCCCCUCACUGAGUACUUCAUCUCAGGGCGACACCUGUAUGAGCUUAAUAGAACUAAUCCAAUAGGAAUGCGUGGUCACAUGGCCAAAUGCUAUGGUGAUUUGGUACAGGAACUAUGGAGCGGCACCCAAAAGAAUGUUGCGCCUCUGAAACUCAGGUGGACAAUAGCAAAGUACGCGCCGAGGUUCAAUGGCUUCCAGCAGCAAGACUCCCAGGAGCUUUUGGCCUUUCUGUUGGAUGGGCUUCACGAAGACUUAAAUCGUGUGCAUGAGAAGCCGUAUGUGGAGCUCAAGGACAGUGAUGGACGGCCGGACCACGAGGUUGCUACAGAGGCCUGGGAAAACCAUUUGCGGAGAAAUCGCUCUAUUGUUGUGGACCUCUUCCAUGGGCAGCUUAGGUCCCAGGUGAAGUGCAAGACCUGUGGCCACAUAAGCGCACGCUUUGACCCCUUUAACUUCCUAUCGCUGCCUCUGCCAAUGGACAGCUCCAUGCACUUAGAAAUCACAGUCAUCAAACUUGACGGCUCCACUCCGGUGCGGUACGGGCUCCGUCUCAACAUGGAUGAGAAGUACAUGGGCCUGAAGAAACAGCUGAGCGAGCUCUGCAGCCUGAAACCCGAGCAGAUCCUACUGGCCGAAGUUCACACAUCCAACAUCAAGAACUUUCCUCUGGACAACCAGAAGGUGCGACACUCUGUGAACGGCUUCCUCUGUGCGUUUGAGAUCCCUGUGCCUGGUUCACCCACGUCAGUCACUUCUCCUGUUCAAACAGAAAAACCACCUAUUGCCAAUGGUACAGGAGGAAACAAUCAUAUUGGAAAGUCUGGCCUGAUUCCUAAUGGUAUGCCCAGUACAGUAGUCCCCUGCACCCCUGAGAAACCCCUCGCCAAUGGUAUCCCCAAUGGCCAUGCUGUGCCGGUGCAGGACAGCCCAUUUAUUGGCUACAUUAUUGCCAUGCACAGAAAGAUGAUGCGGACGGAGCUGUACUUCCUGUCCUCUCAGAAGAACAGGCCCAGUCUGUUUGGUAUGCCUCUGAUUGUGCCAUGCACAGUGCACACAAGUAAGAAGGACCUGUAUGAUGCUGUGUGGAUCCAAGUGUCCCGACUUGCAAGUCCACUGCCUCCACAGGAAGCCAGCAACCAUGCUCAAGACUGUGAUGACAGUAUGGGCUAUCAGUACCCCUUUACGCUCCGGGUGGUGCAGAAAGAUGGUAACUCCUGUGCCUGGUGUCCCUGGUACAGGUUCUGCAGAGGCUGCACAGUGGACUGUAAUGAAGACAGAGCAUCUUUGGGGAAUGCCUACAUUGCUGUAGACUGGGAUCCCACCGCCCUGCACCUUCGUUACCAGACGUCUCAGGAAAGGAUAGUAGAAGAGCAUCCCAGUGUUGAGCAGAGUCGGCGCGCUCAAGCAGAGCCCAUCAGUCUGGACAGCUGUCUGAAAGCCUUCACCAGUGAAGAAGAGCUGGGAGAGGACGAACUCUAUUACUGCUCCAAGUGUAAAACACACCGCCUGGCCACCAAGAAGCUGGACCUCUGGAGGCUUCCUCCCGUACUGAUUGUUCAUUUGAAACGCUUCCAAUUUGUAAAUGGUCGCUGGAUCAAGUCUCAGAAGAUUGUGAAGUUUCCACGCGAGAGCUUCGACCCGAGUGCGUUCCUUGCCCCACGGGAGGUGUCUCAGAGCCUUGGCAGCCUGCAGAGCCUGCAGAGUGAGUGCCUGGUGGAGGAGCUCCAGAGGCUGGAGAGAGGAGACUCCUCUGUGUCCUCCAUCUCCACCACCACCGUGGCCAGUCCUCCCACAUCUGGCAGAGCCACGCCGUCCUCCAUCAGGAGGGUCGGCAGUCCCCUGAGCAGAAACAGCAGUCCCGGCAGCAGCCCCAGAAACACAGGCCGAAAACAGGGCCGCUUGCGUCUUCCCCAGCUAGGCAGCAGACAUAGACUCUGCAACAGCAAAGAAAACCUGGAAGCCUGUAGCAACAACAAGGAGAGCGAGAGCGAGGCCGAGCAGAGCGCAGUGACGGACGGAGAGAAUCUGACCCCUGAUGCCAACACACAAGACACCUGGUCACUGGACGCCUCCAGCAACGACUGUGACGUCAUUAUGGUAAAUGGACUAGGACAGGACAGCAGUCAGAGUAAUGGACAUUCAGAGGUCAGCGCCGAUCUGGACACCCCUCACCAAAGAAAUGACAUCUGCCUGGAGCCCCUGUAUAAUUUAUAUGCAAUCUCAUGCCAUUCAGGAAUAAUGGGAGGGGGGCACUAUGUGACUUAUGCCAAAAACCCCAACGAAAAAUGGUACUGUUACAAUGACAGCAGCUGCAAGGAAGUGCACUCGGACGAGAUUGACACAGAUUCAGCCUACAUCCUGUUUUAUGAGCAACAGGGAGUGGACUACUCACAGUUUCUGCCAAAAACAGAGGGCAAGAAGAUGGCAGACACCACUAGCAUGGAUGAAGACUUUGAAUCCGACUACAAGAAGUACUGUGUGCUGCAGUGACACCACAUAAAGCUCUUCCACAUGAAAGACACUAGAGGGGUCUGCCAGUACGCUGAACGCGCCCCACAGGACCGUCAUUUGUGAAAGCACAAAACAUCAGUUAGCCGACAGGCACGACUCCGCCGCUAACUGCGCUUUCAGAAUAGAGGUACCUGACACUGCAGAUACACCAGGGAGAAGGCCAACGAGUGACAACUGUAGCUCACCAUCACGUGAUUGUUGCCAAGCAGACAAAAAAAUCUCCUAGCCAAUCCCUCUAUAUCACCAGACAGACAGACCAAACUGCACUUUCACAUGCCAACCCACACAGGUGAAUCCAAAAAUCAAACACUGCUCAAUUUCAGAAUGCUAAAGGAGAAAACAGGUCCUUUUGAAUUCGAAAACGGUUGGUAGAAAUUAUACGUUUCUCUCAAGGUUUUGUUGGUUGAUUCCUUUUUUUAUUGUGACCGAGAGAGCUUAACACGCUGCAAUUUAAGAAAACACAUGCAAUUACAAAAAAACACCAACAAAUAAAGAAACGAUCUUCAUCAGUUUGACAGCACAUUUUAAUCACAACGCAAACAAUUUUGCAUUUUGUCACGACACAAACAACUUAAGAAACGCGCUGCAUUUUGUCACAACACAAACAACUUAAGAAACAAACUUCAUUUUGUCACAACACAAACAACUUAAGAAACAAACUUCAUUUUGUCACAACACAAACAACUUAAGAAACGAACUUCAUUUUGUCACAACACAAACAACUUAAGAAACGAACUUCAUUUUGUCACAACACAAACAACUUAAGAAACAAACUUCAUUUUGUCACAACACAAACAACUUAAGAAACAAACUUCAUUUUGUCACAACACAAACAACUUAAGAAACGAACUUCAUUUUGUCACAACACAAACAACUUAAGAAACGAACUUCAUUUUGUCACAACACAAACAACUUAAGAAACGAACUUCAUUUUGUCACAACACAAACAACUUAAGAAACAAACUUCAUUUUGUCACAACACAAACAACUUAAGAAACAAACUUCAUUUUGUCACAACACAAACAACUUAAGAAACGAACUUCAUUUUGUCACAACGCAAAUAUCCAUGUAACACAACAGAAAUGUUUUAAGGGGACCCAAAAACAUGACGGACCCUGCUGAGAUAUGGAUGUGUUGUUAUGCCGUGACUGUUGUUCAGUCAGGUUGUUGGUGGUCUUUGAAAUGUGAGUAUUUUUGUUUAUUUUAAUAUCCUGAUUACACGAUUAUCCUGAGUCUUUUGUAAAUUAUUUGCCUUAUUGAUGAUAAACUGAAAUGUUUCCGUUUAAUUUGUUUGUGUUGUGACAAAAUGCAGUGCGUUUCUUCAGUUGUUUGUGUUGUGACAAAAUGCAGCGCGUUUCUUCAGUUGUUUGUGUUGUGACAAAAUGCAGUGCGUUUCUUCAGUUGUUUGUGUUGUGACAAAAUGCAGCGCGUUUCUUCAGUUGUUUGUGUUGUGACAAAAUGCAGCGCGUUUCUUCAGUUGUUUGCGUUGUUAAAAUGCAGUGCGUUUCUUCAGUUGUUUGUGUUGUUAAAAUGCAGUGCGUUUCUUCAGUUGUUUGCGUUGUUAAAAUGCAGCGCGUUUCUUCAGUUGUUUGCUUUGUUAAAAUGCAGUGCGUUUCUUCAGUUGUUUGUGUUGUUAAAAUGCAGCGCGUUUCUUAAGUGUGUUGUGACAAAAUGCAGCGCGUUUCUUCAAGUGUUUGUGUUGUGAGAAUUUUCAACACAUGUGCUGUUAAACUGAUGAAGAUCGUUUCUUAAUUUGCUGGUGUUUUUGUAAUUGCAUGUGUUGCAGCACGUUAAGCUCACUUGGCCACUGUACGUUUUUCCAGUAAGUUCCAUACACUACCUCACAUCUUUCAUAAUUUAUUGGCCAACUGUUCAUAAACAAAUCAAUGACAGUAUUAUAUAAUCCGAGAGCAGUUGAAAUCAUUGACUUUAAUUAAAUUUUCAUCAAGAAAGAUUUCUUUCAACCAAUUGAACUAUCCUUCCUCUCCUCUGCUGCCAAAUUAUGCUAAUUUUGUUGUUCUAGACCUAGUUUCAAAUGGUUAUUUCCAGAUUUUGUUUCUCUUUAGAAGAGUAUAUGUAUAUUUUUUUCUUUUAAAUUUUUUAUACGUUUAUUUUUAUCUUUUUUUUUUUAAAUGCAGUAGUUCACUUUGCCUAAACGCGUUCGCUUUCAGCUUUAGUCUGAUCAAACCACGUCCUCUCAACAUAAGUGCAGCUUUUCACAAGUUUUAUUGUUACCACUGUACUUUCUUGCUUCACAAAAUACUGGUGACCGCAGACGAAGACUAAAAACAGCAAGCGGAAACAUAUCUUAUGGAUGAGACUUCACGUGUCCAAGCCAAAGCGUUGAACCGGUCAUGUACAUAGUUUGUGGCAAGCUUCGAAAGCCGUUAGAUGAGAGCGUCUGUCGCGUGAACAGUAUUAGCACAGGAAUCUUUCACACACUUUGCUUUUAGAGAACAGCAUUCUCACUAAACUGCUGAAGGUUGGGGACGUCUGUGGCUGCUCCAGGUUAUUAGUAGCAUUUCUUCAGUGACUCUUGCUAAAAGAGCCCACCUUAAUUACCACUGUGAAAAGAUGAAAUCUGAAAUAUUGAAUGGCUCUUAAUUUUCAGCGACCCAUCAACCCAACGAGCUCCUCCUGCGAGGGGACGUUAAACCUUUCGGAAAUCAUCGGGAAUCAUUCAAAGCACCCAUUUUGCUGCUGUACUCUUCAUGGAUAUUCUGAAUGUUUGCCAUCAAAUAAAGGUGUAUCCCUGUCGGAAAAAAAGAAAUGAAGUAAACACACAGCUGUAUUAAUCAACUGUAAACGUUUUUAGGUGUUUUAACGUUUAAAGAAAAGGAGAGAUCUAAAUUCAAAGCUAAAAGUGAAAAUUGGCCAAAUGGGGUUUUAAACAUUGCCUUUUUUUGAUACAGGGAUAAUUUAUUCAAAUGGCAAAAUGAUCUCUUUUCCAAGUAGUGCAAUCAACUACUGAUACGUGUGUCUUCGUCCAUGUCGUUAGUCCUAAUUUCUGUUAAAUUAAUUUUGAUGCUAGAGAUGUAUUAAUUUAAUGAACUUUAUUUUGUAAAGUGUUGUUUAAAGAAAAAGCGAUUGACAUUGCACUGACAAAUGUACAUAAAUGUUUUGUAAAUACGCCAAUGAAAACGAUGAUGUAUUUGAAAAUGAACUGUACAAAUGUACUUGUAGUUGUAUAUGGAGUGACGACGUUGAUCUGUAACAAUUAUUCAAGAAACGAAUUAAAUGCAGCCAAAUGCGA
Molecule: messenger RNA, 8218 nt
Organism: Danio aesculapii
Lineage: Eukaryota; Metazoa; Chordata; Actinopteri; Cypriniformes; Danionidae
Gene: usp32
Product: ubiquitin specific peptidase 32
Exons: 34
Coding region: 145-4944 (1599 amino acids)
Biological process (GO): protein deubiquitination
Cellular component (GO): Golgi apparatus
Molecular function (GO): cysteine-type deubiquitinase activity; calcium ion binding
Source: RefSeq, a predicted model, not a curated record